Molecule: messenger RNA, 4870 nt
Organism: Hyla sarda
Lineage: Eukaryota; Metazoa; Chordata; Amphibia; Anura; Hylidae
Gene: TNFAIP1
Product: TNF alpha induced protein 1
Exons: 7
Coding region: 235-1194 (319 amino acids)
Biological process (GO): proteasome-mediated ubiquitin-dependent protein catabolic process; protein homooligomerization; protein ubiquitination
Cellular component (GO): Cul3-RING ubiquitin ligase complex
Molecular function (GO): protein binding; ubiquitin-protein transferase activity
Source: RefSeq, a predicted model, not a curated record
AGAUACGAAGCGGAAGUACUAUCGCGCAGCAGUCAUCUUGUGUGAGGGCACGGUGCCUUUGCUAUCUAGUCUCUCCUUUGAGAAGCGGAAUGCUGGCGUUAUCCCUGAAUUUGGAUAAGUUAGCAGGCUCCACUUUCCUGCUAACCAGGGUGCGUCUUCCACUCGCGUCCUCCCACCACGGCGGCACACGUGAAGCCCACUGUGUGCAGAGUAAUUGUCUAUUUGCAACGAGAGAUGUCUGGCGACACUUGUCUGACGGCUAUGUGCCCCGCUUCAGGGGCCAAACCAAAAACGUACAGCUUUAAAGGGGGCUGCCUUGGGAACAAAUAUGUGCGACUGAAUGUGGGAGGAUCUUUGUACUACACCACGGUGCAGGUCCUGACCAGACAUGACACUAUGCUUAAGGCAAUGUUCAGUGGUCGGAUGGAGGUUCUGACAGACAAAGAAGGUUGGAUUCUUAUUGACCGUUGCGGAAAGCAUUUUGGGAGCAUUUUAAACUAUCUUCGAGACGACACCAUUGCACUUCCAAAGAACAGACAUGAGAUUAAGGAGUUAAUGGCAGAAGCCAAAUAUUACCUCAUUCAGGGCUUAGUAGACAAGUGCCAGGCAGCAUUACAGGAUAAGACUGAGUCAUACGAAGCUGUAUGUAAUAUCCCUAUCAUCACGUCUCAGAAAGAAGAAGAGAAGCUGAUUGAAUCAUCUGCCAAGCCUGUGGUCAAGCUCUUGUAUAACAGAAGCAACAACAAAUAUUCAUACACCAGCAACUCUGAUGACAACCUUCUGAAAAACAUAGAGUUGUUUGAUAAGCUUUCUCUCCGCUUCAAUGGCCGGGUCUUAUUUAUGAAGGAUGUGAUUGGAGAUGAGAUCUGCUGCUGGUCUUUCUACGGUCAGGGACGGAAGCUGGCAGAGGUCUGCUGCACCUCCAUUGUUUAUGCCACUGAGAAGAAGCAAACAAAGGUUGAAUUUCCCGAAGCAAGGAUUUAUGAAGAAACCCUGAACGUUCUGCUCUAUGAGACCCCCAGAGUCCCAGACAACUCUCUACUUGAAGCCACCAGCCGCACACGCAGCCAAGCAUCACACAGUGAAGAUGAUGAGGGUUUUGAACUUCGAGAUCGUGUUCGUCGUAUUCAUGUGAAAAGAUACAGCACGUAUGAUGACAGACAGCUUGGGCACCAGUCUGCAUACAGGGACUGAUUCUCUCUGCAGCAUAGGUGUUUUCUAAGAACGCGGUCAAGUGCACUUUGCCAAGUGACUUUUGGAGACCAAAGUUUUGGGAGAAAUGUACUCGCCAGUUCAUGAUAUUGAAGUCAUCCUCUAUAAAGGUUUUAGAGUCAAUUCCAUUAUUAGCACAAUAAUUAAUCUAGAAGACACAUGCGUCUUAAUAGGGAGCUUGAUUCUGUCUAAUAUCCACUACAUGUUCUUUCUGCAUCCCGCGACAUUGAAUUGAGUGACCCUUAUGCAUUAAGUGACCCUGACACUGAUCUCUGUAUUGAAGGUUUUUAAAUAUCUGCUUCCUGAAAGAAACCCCUGCAGAGCACUUAUCUAUUGUAAAUCUUUAUGCCACUGAAAAAUUCCCUUCACCUUUAGAACUUAAAGUAGACUUCUAGCAUACUCUCUAGUGAGGGGGAUUACAUGAUAAUCUGUUUCUUAUCAUUAACUUAUUCCAAUGAUAAAAAAAAAAAUUUUUUAUUGCAGUAAUAGAAAUUGGCGCUGAUGUAGCUUGUGCCUAAACCUUGUCCAAUAUGAGCCACCAAGCUGCAGUGUAAAGCAUGGUAAAGGUGAAUUUCACACUAUCUAGAAUCUAUUUUGAAAAUGCAGUUAAUCUGACGAUAUUGAUCAUAGCAGUGCCCUAAAUGAAUAUCAGUAGCUGGUAUACCCUGCCAAUAGCUAGUGACUUAAAAGUAAUAAUUGAGACCGUACCUGCAACUCGGCUUUAAAGGGAACCUGCCAGCUGUUUCAUGCUGACCAACCAUGGGCAACAUGAAACCGGAAUGGUCUCCAUCUCUACAGUGCACUAUAAAUCAAAGUCGGGAACUUUGUAUAAAGUCAAGGGGGCCAGCUCCUUACUGUUUCUCCCUGUCUUGCUGAACUUGACUGACAGGUCUUUAUUCAUGUAUGUAUAGGGAGACAACUACCAGUCAAAUCCAGGAGGAUAAGAACUGAAGACAUCAUAUUAAUGUUUAGGUGUCAUGGGUUAGAUAGUGCCUUUAUACUAUAGAGAAGUGGAGGUCAGCUCACCCGGCGUAGACCAGCUGCGGCACGGACAGGUGCAGACUUUCACCUUUAAUUGAGGUGUGAGGAAAAAGCAAAACCAGCGCAGACUAAUGCAGAAGGUGCGGUUUAUUCAGUAUUGCACACAGGACGAACAUGGCAGUGACGCGUUUCGGCCGGCGACACCCAGCCUUACUCAUACAAAGGUAAGACAAACCACGCUCAGCGUAUGUAUGAGUAAGGCCGGGUGCCGCCGGCAGAAACGCGUCACUGCCAUGUUCAUCCUGUGUUCUGUGUGCAAUACUGAAUAAACCGCACCUUCUGCAUUAGUCUGCGCUGGUUUUGCUUUUUCCUCACACCUGCCUUUAUACUAUGCAUUGUCGGUGAUAUUGCCUAUAUUGAGUACACAAUAUGGGGGAGAUUUAUCAAAAAAUGUCUAGAGGAAGAGCAUUGCAGUUGACCAUAGCAACAAAUCAGAUUGCUUCUUUUAUUUUUCACAGGCCUCUUUAAAAAUGAAAGAAGCAAUCUGAUUGGUUGCUAUGGGCAGCUCAGCAACUUUUCCUCUGCACAGGUUUUGAUAAAUCUCCCCCUAUAUUCCUACACUGCAUGCAUAUGUCAUGAUCAGCUUAUUUGCUGCUGAAAUGAAGGAUUUAUGGCUGAAAUCAGACUAACUGCAUAGUUAAUACAUAUGUGGUGAGAGAAGUAGUUUAUUUAGACCACUAUGUGUUUUAUGUGUUCGUAUGAAAUUGCGACCGAUCACAUAGUUUGAUCAGACACUUCUUCUCUGCCAUGCUGUACAGUUGGCUUCUUUGUGCUUUUUUUACAUUUAUAUUCUAGUAUAGAAUUUAAACUGGUAAUGUACAGUAAGUGCAAUUUUAGGCUCUUUUGUUAUGAGUAAAUAGUUGGGUUCUUUUUAUUUUUAAUUUUUUUUAUUUAAAUAUAUUUAUUCUGACUUUGAAGGAAACACUAGUAAAGUAUGGUGUUUCAUGAACUCUUCAUAUUGGUGGCACAGUUGAUCAGAUGGUGAAGGCAGUUAUGGAUUGAAAACCAUUGGCCGCAUUUAUCAAAAAAUUUAAUAGUAAGACUGUCAUUUUUGCUUGUCGUAGGCAAUUAGAGCUCUGCUUAAAUUUUUUAAGCUACUAUGGAAAAAUUAAUGCUGUGUGCUAAUUCUUUUCUGUGGCCAACAGUCUUAAUGUAAAGUCAUUACAUUACAUAUACAUUAGAUCAAUGAUGUCCAAACCUGCCGAUUCCAGAGUAAGAGGAUUACAACAUACCUGAUUCUUUUAUUCUCAGUUGAGUUCCCAGUGGUGUUGGCCAGCUGCCCACACCCCUUUUCUGAUCCAGACCACACUCAGCUGAGCGUGCAUGGGUAUGUGGUGAUUGGGAAAGAAAGCUGUCAGUUGAAUAAGUAUUUAGCCAAUCUGAAAUGUAUGCCAGUUUUGAUAAAUGAGGCCUAUUGUAGUACGAUUCAACAGAUCAGAUAUUUAUAUGCUUACAUUUACUAAAUUCCAUCACACGCCUUAUAUUGUGCAUGUUAAUAAUUUAUAAAGAACAAAGCUAGAGGAUCAGUCAAGCUUUCAUUUAGUAUGUUCUAUAAAGAUGAAUUGUGGUAAACAAUUCUAAAGUGUAAAAAAUUCUCCUUUUUCCUGAAAUUUGUAUGGUGUAAUGGGAGAAUUUAUAGUUAACUAUAAAAACUAUUAGUUGCAUUGUGCUGACAAGGAUUUCCUGUUUUUAGCUAAUAUAUUUUUGUACUACUUAGUCUUAAAAACAAGUCUUGCACAUUAUGUCUUAACCCUUGUUUGUUUAUUAAGGUUUUCUUUAUAGUUGGCAAAUCUGUUUUUACAUUAAAGCAGAUAUGACAGCUUUCUAUGGUUUUGUUUUUGUGUUUUUUUAGCCAUAAGAGGUGGAUCUUGUAGAUGGAGAAGGCCCUCACCUUCAUCUGUUAUAAACUUAAAAUAAAAAAGUUAAAAAAAAACUACCGUAUUCAAAGAAUAUACAUCUUCCUGUAAAACAGGUUUUCAUUUUUACCAUAGUUUUAAUGUGCCGUCUCUUAAAGUGUACCUGUCAUCAACAAAAACGUUUUAUAUGUGUAUUUUAUAUGUGUAUUUUGUAAUAUACCUUGGUUAAAAAAAUAUGUAUAUUUUUGUCCCUACAGCUAUUGCCUGUGCGUCUCUAUGAGGAGUCCAAAUACAGGAAGUGAGGGUGGACAAGCAGGGCUCUGCACUCUGAGGACAAGCAGGGCUCUGUGCAGUGAGGCUCUGUGACAUGCUACGGGCUCACACAUGAGGAUGAUUGACAAGCCAGGAGCCUGCACAGAGCCCUGCUUGUCCUGUCCUCACUUCCUGUAUUUGGACUCUUCACAGGCAAUAGCUGCAGGGACAGCAUUUUUUCACCCAUAAAUAUACAUAUUUUUUAACCAAUGUAUAUUACAAAUAUACAUAUAAUUGUAUUAUCUACAUUAUAUAAAAAGUUUUUGUUGACGACGGGUACACUUUAAGCAACUAUAUGAUUAGCUCUGUGUCCAUAUGGGAGGGAAGCAGCUCUUUCUACCAGCAGAAAAUCUCAGCACAAUCUCAAGCACUGUUCAGCAGCACAGUUAUAUUCUGCAAGCCUGAAAUCUACUUUAAAGGGGUACUCCGCCCCUAGACAUCUUAUCCCC